CAUUUUGUAAACAGUUUUGAAAAUAUCUUCCAUACCGCACGUAGCGUUACGGUAAACACUAGACUUUACAUUAACGACAUCAUUAUUAAACGUUAACAACACCGCGGUUGAGGUGUAAUCAGUUUAAAGUGCAAUUUGUGAUGACUAUGAGUAUGCACCUAGUCAAAGGGUCUAGAUGUCCGCCUAUUGAUAAGGAUAAGAUUCGAUUGUAUUCGAAUAAGUUUUGUCCGUAUUCAGAGCGGGUACAUUUAAUUUUGGAUGCGAAAGAUAUUCCCUAUGAUGUGGUAUAUAUUAAUAUAAACAGUGUGCCAGAUUGGUAUACAAAGAAAUGCAUCACAGGAAAAGUUCCAGCAAUUGAAUUACCUGCAACAAAUGAAGUUAUUUUUGAUAGCACUAUCAUCGCCCAAUACUUAGAUGACAAAUUCCCAUCUAAACGUCUUCUACCUAAAGACAUCACAGAAAAAUACAAAGAUUUGAUGUUUAUUGAAUACUUCAGCGAAGUUAUAAGUGCAUUGAAUUCAAAUUUAAUUUCUUUCGGAAGACAUUCGAUUGAUAAAGAAGAAACAUUAAAACAAGGCCUGGAUAUGUUUGAGAAAGAAUUAGAAAAUCGUGGUGUUUUCUACGGUGGAAAACAACCCGGUUUAGUUGAUUAUUUCGUUUGGCCUUGGGUGGAAAGGUCUGAUUUAAUCAAACUAUUCCGAACAAAACUGGAUUUAAGAAAAGAAAAUUUCCAGCAUAUUAUGCAGUGGCAUAAAAACAUGAUGGAUAACCAAGCCGUAAAAAAACACAUCAUGAACAUCGAAACGCAUGCGAAGUUCCUGCAAACAUACUGUUCGGGUGUUCCACUGUAUGAUUUCUGAUGGGGGCAUUUUCGACGUUUGCUGCGUUUUAUUUAUUCGAACAUUCUUGAAAGCAUUUAUUGUCGCGCGUAGGUUGUCUACUGAGAAUGUAAACGAGGAAAAAUACAUUUAUGACAUCAGCGUA
Molecule: messenger RNA, 984 nt
Organism: Dalotia coriaria
Lineage: Eukaryota; Metazoa; Arthropoda; Insecta; Coleoptera; Staphylinidae
Product: pyrimidodiazepine synthase-like
Exons: 4
Coding region: 141-860 (239 amino acids)
Biological process (GO): glutathione metabolic process
Cellular component (GO): cytoplasm
Molecular function (GO): glutathione transferase activity; glutathione dehydrogenase (ascorbate) activity
Source: RefSeq, a predicted model, not a curated record